AUGAUCCUCCUGGGCCUAUUGGCAGUUCUGGCCAUUGUUUCAACGCUGGUCUCCACUGCCGCCGUGCCGGCUCCGACUCUCAAACCGCCAGUCGUCCUUCCUGGUGUCGAGCACAUCACUCUGAACCGGUCCCAGGAGGCCAAAUAUUUUCACGAACCGGGUGGCGAUGAUAUCCUGGGCCAUUACGACACGCGAUUCUACCAUGGUGUCGUGUCGGACGCAGAACGGGUCGACACACUUCGGCACAUGAUCCGAGCCUAUCUCAAUUUCUUUCGGGAAAAUGAUCUGGAGACCUGGAUCGCGCAUGGCUCAUUGUUGGGCUGGUGGUGGAACGGCAAGAUGCUUCCAUGGGACUGGGAUCUCGAUACACAAGUGCUCGACACCACCCUGGCUCGCAUGGCCGUCCAUUUCAACCAUACGAUCGUGACGUACGUCUCCGACGAUGACAAGGUCAACCGCAAAUACCUCCUGGACGUCAAUCCGUGGGCCUAUUGGCGAGAUCAAGGGCCGGGGCAUAACAUCAUUGACGCGCGGUGGAUCGACCUUCAGAAUGGGCUGUACAUCGACAUCACGGGGUUGAGCCAGCUCGACCGGGAAGAGGAGCCCGGGAUCUGGCAGUCCAAGAACUUCCACCGCUACCGCACCCAGGAUCUGUAUCCGCUGCGGGAGAGUGUCUAUGAAGGCGUUCCGGUGAAGAUCCCGUACAAGUAUCAGAAGAUCCUGGUUGAGGAAUAUUCCGCAAGAGCGUUGACAAGAACCAGAUUCCAGAAGUAA
Molecule: messenger RNA, 774 nt
Organism: Rasamsonia emersonii CBS 393.64
Lineage: Eukaryota; Fungi; Ascomycota; Eurotiomycetes; Eurotiales; Trichocomaceae
Product: Mannosylphosphate transferase (Mnn4)
Exons: 2
Coding region: 1-774 (257 amino acids)
Source: RefSeq, a predicted model, not a curated record